Thlaspi arvense is the source of this 276-nucleotide messenger RNA. Lineage: Eukaryota; Viridiplantae; Streptophyta; Magnoliopsida; Brassicales; Brassicaceae. The record is from the annotation of a GenBank genome assembly.
AUGGCUGAACAUUUGCUUCGUACCGACCCUGUCCAGGAUAAAGAAGGAUUCUUCGUUGCUUUAUUUGUGAAGCGAAUGAAAUUGGGUGGUAGCUCUUCUCUAGCUCUCGAAAAUGUUAUAUCAAGCUGUGGGAAGAAAUCCAAUCCCGGAGAAAGGCGCAAGUUUCCAACGUGGUGUUACUCACCUAAAAUGUCCAAAAUGUUGUUGCGUCCUCAGUUACGUGCGUACAGACGGCCACCACAGGACGGCCGCCGCCGCCAAUCCGCUACAAAGUAG